CAGUGACAUCACCCACAGGGCGGGGCCAGGCAGUGACAUCACCGGCAGGGCGGGGCCAGGCAGUGACAUCACCCGCAGGGCGGGGUUAGAGCGUUACUUGGAAACCCGAGGCGCGGAGUCCCGGAAGUGUCGCUGUCAGUGAUCCCGGAAGUGAUGCCGGAGGCGGUGCAGUCGGAGUGUGCUGGCGGUGCCCGGGGGUGGCCGGGCUGGCUGGGCCGCUCCUGGCUCCCCGCUGUCUCCCUGGAGGCGGACCCCCUGCUCCCCGGGCAGUCAGAGCGUCCCCCGGCCCCCCGCUCCUGGCUCCCCGGCUCCUGGCUCCCCUCCCCCGGCUCCCGGCUCCCCUCUCUCCCCCUGGAGGCGGACCCCUUGCUCCCCGGGCUCUCGGCCUCCCGCCGGCUGUUGCUGGCCGGGCUGUGUGUGUCCCUGGCCGGGCUGUGUUUCGGGCUGGCCGCGCUGUAUCUGCCGCUCCUGGUGCUCCGGGCCCGGAAGUUCUCGCUGCUCUGGUCUCUGGGCUCCGGGCUCGGCCUGGCCGCCGCCGCCCUCCUGCGGGGACCGAGCCGCCUCCUCCGGGAGCCCGAGCCGGCCGGCCUGCUCUACCUGCUGGCCCUGGGGGGGACGCUGUAUGCCGCGCUCGGCCUGCGGAGCACCGGGCUCACCGUGCUGGGGGCGGCCGCCCAGGUCAUCACCGCCGCCGGACUGCUGCUCGGACUGCUCCCCGGGGGGGCCGCUGGGAGGAGAUACAUCACCGGCCUGUGCGGGGGGCUCCUGCGGAAAGGGGCGGCCAGAGCCCUGCCCGUCUGAUGGGAGACCGAGACCCCCCGGGGAUACUGUGAGACCCCCCCACCCGGGGGACAGCGAGAGAGAGAGACCC
Pelobates cultripes (western spadefoot toad) is the source of this 871-nucleotide messenger RNA. The record is from the annotation of a GenBank genome assembly. NCBI's taxonomy places the organism in Eukaryota, Metazoa, Chordata, Amphibia, Anura, Pelobatidae.